This is a messenger RNA of Leptidea sinapis, 10250 nucleotides long. RefSeq lists its product as uncharacterized. NCBI's taxonomy places the organism in Eukaryota, Metazoa, Arthropoda, Insecta, Lepidoptera, Pieridae. The transcript has 13 exons. The record is from RefSeq and is a predicted model, not a curated record. Bases 332 to 2089 code for a protein of 585 amino acids. Gene Ontology annotation, molecular function: zinc ion binding.
CGUGGGCGUAUCUUGAUGUUUGUUGUUUUAUCACAUAUGCGGACGCUACACAGUCCUUAGUAGUUGGUACAAUUUAGUAGUAAGUACCCGCUUUUGUAGAGCGCCUGUGAUACUUUAUUUGUACGUGGAAUUUUAGUAAUAAUAGUGAGAAGUAUUAUUUUUUUCCGCCCGAUUGUAGGAGUGUUGUGUGUCGUGCUCAGACGGAAAUAACUUUUUAUUUGGCGGUUAUUUGCUUGGCAGCGAGCUUCUGUCGCAAUAGACUAGACGGGAGUUUUCGUUAUGAGUCCGCCGUGCGCGGGCCAGCACGGCGGUAAUCGUCGCCGAUGUUAAGAUGCGUUCCCUGCUGGCGUACUACGCGGAUGCGGUGAUGGCCGUCAGCCGGGGCGCCGGUUGUGCCCUGGACUGCAGUGGGCGAGGCGACUGCAUGAACGGCACCUGCCUCUGCGAGAUCCGGUUCUCCGGGAAUGAGUGCGCCGGACCUAACCUGCCGUACCAUGCCUGUAUCGGCGGGGUUUUCCUCGUGGUUUCUUUCGUGUGCGCUGUGCAGCUCACGCUGUGUAUCGUGACGGAGUACCGGCGGCUGAAGGCGCCCAACCUGCUUCGCGCUUUCAAGGUCACCACACAGAAGGUGCUCUAUCUCGUCGCGUUCCUCGCCUCGCUAAUACGAGGCGCCUAUUUCAUAUCGCCUUCAGCAUUCCAGGAGACGUGGGCGACGAGCCUGCUCUCCGCCUAUUAUCCGUUACUUCUUUCCGGGUCGUCGCUCAUAGUCUGCUUCUGGGCUGAGGUGUUCCACCUGCGAGAUGUUCUCUGGGAGAGACAGAGGUUCCUCUCGAAGUCGUUUCUCGCGUUCGUCACCUUCAACGUGAUCAGCUAUUCGUUGCUGUUCGCCGAAGUGCUGACUACGAACAUUGCCAAAACUUCCGCUGAGAAAAAGAGUUUCUAUCAGCACGUGUUCAACGGCUGCUACGCCGUACUGCUGUUCAUCGUGGUAAUCUUCUUCCUCAUCUAUGGCGUCGAAGUCUACUUCAAGCUUCGCGGCGAAUUCCUGCGUCAAACGAAAGUGUGCACGAUUAUAACGCCCCGGCCAGGACCCUCCACGGCUGCUGACGGCGAGGAUGUCAAGGACACCCUUGUGAAACAGGGAGUACAGACAGACCUGGCAGAGGAGGACGGCACCGUAGACCCGCGCGUGGUGAACCAAUCACAACUGCACCAGUCGCGGCUCGGCCUGGUCAGCCAGGCGUCGAUGCUAAUACUCAUCGCCGUCUUCCUGGCCUCCGAGACAUUCAGCGAGUUCUGGAAGGCCAAGGUGCCGGUCGUGUCACGCAAUUGGCACGACCUGGUGUUCCGGCUGGUGGAGAUCGGUGUCACGCUAUGGUUCCCGUGCGUGCUGUGGAACUGCAUGGCGCCCGAGCAACUGUGGCUGCUCAACCCGCGGCGCUUGCUCGCCAGCCAGCUCGACGAGGCUCGGCUCGCGGACCUCCUCGCGCCCGACAACCUCAGAGCCGACACCAAGAAUGUGGAGACCGACUCCCUGGUUGGCAGCGUGGGGUCCUCGCGUGACUGCUGGAUCUGCUACGACGGCUCCCGCCAGGAGCCUCUCAUCCGGCCAUGUCGCUGCACCGGUGACGUGGCGGCCGUGCACCACGACUGUCUCAAGCGGUGGCUCAUCGAGAGCUACGGAACACCGGAUUGCAUGAAGUGCAAGGUUUGCAACACUCCGUACGUUGUGGAAGAAACAAAUAGACUGGUGUGGGAGCGUGGGUUCACGUGCGUGCACUUCUUGCGCACGAUCCUGGCCUUCAUCUGCAUGUCGUGCACCGGCCUGUUCGCGUGGGUCAUCGUGCAGUUCUACCCCACGCCUGUCACCAGGGUGCUCUGUACCGGAGGCGCGCUGCUCAUCUGUUACGUGGCUGCGAGAUACCUCGGCAUCAACACGUUGAUCGCUUACCGUCGUGCGCGCGUCGCCUCCAUACGGAUCGUAACAGAACAAUUGGAUCAGACGAACGAACAACUAUCGACCAUCAGCAAAACUGUCACCGUCGACAUAGCCUCCAAGAAUGUACUCGAACUGAAGGACGUCAAAUAGGACAUAUGCAGCUUAACGUGCGCACGGUACCUUGAGACAUGAACGCGUUGCAUUCGUAUACGAUGCAGGUAUCAUGUUAUCGUGCACACGUUGUGCUUAUAUCAAAAUAUACACGUUCGAAUGGAAAUCACAAAUAGACGCGCAGUUGUUACAGAAUAUCAAUUAAAUCAUUUAAAAGCUAAAUUCAGACAUGAAUAAAGCAAAUAUACAUAAAAUGUAUAUAAAAACAAUAGAUUAUAAAUAAUAGUAUGUUCAAACCCUCAUGUCCCGCGGAGCGAUGCAAUGUGUGGUGUGUUAUUCCACACUGGGCUGGUCCCUAUUCCGUAAGACCUAGAAAUAGGGCCGUCGUAAUGCCUUCGGAGAUGUGCAGGAGUUUUCAUAAUUGAACAUGCAAAACGGCCAAGAUAGAUAAUUAUGAACUAUGUAUAUUGCUAUCACAUUAAAAUACUAAAGUUAAAACAAUAACUUCAAUAUAUAAAAUAACAUUGUAUUUAAAAUAUUAAGUUAUUUUCAUAAUAUUAUCUCCUGGAAUAUUUAGGUAUGAAACAUCUUCAAUUAGUCAGACAAAAACCCUGUAUGAUGUUAAAAGGAAACAUUGAUUUUUGAAUCGAAAUCUUUCAAUAAAUUUGAGAUAAGUAUCCCUUCGUACAAAAUUAAACAUAUCGCCACGCUCUCAGAGUAUUGAAUAAAUGAUUCAGUGGUUUAACUAUCUAUAUCCAUACAUAUGGGACAGUGCAAAUAAAUUAUGAUUUGUGUAUAUUGUAGAAGACUGUCUUAAUUGCCAAAUUGUAUGUAAUUAAUUACUUAACAAUCACACUCUUAAAGUAUAAUUUAGUGGUCAAUGAAGUAAUGCUUUCUUUCCUAGGUCCUCGGACCAAUUAUUACACUGGACGGAGUGAUAGAUUCAAAUGCGUGCCAAUUGUUUACUAUGUGCGUAUGCCAUUUCUACUAGUAGUAGUUGUAGUCUUACUUUCAUACUGAGAACAUGUAAAUCUUUCAUUUUUAUCGAAUAUCUAAUACAAAAUACUAAGUAUAAUGAAUAUUAGCUGUUAUUUACUUACGUAUGAAAAUAUAAUAUGUUUUGAAUGAACAAAAUAAUGACAUAUUUUCACAUUCUAGAAAUGUAUGCAUAUUUCACUUAAUUUACGCACCAAAUCGCAAUGUUGUGACCGACUAGACCGACUCGGCGUCACCCAAGCUGACCCAAAUUACACAGGACAGUGCGACGUUGCCAACUUGCAUGAGUUAUUUUUAUUACUCGUGCAAAGAUUAAAGAUACGCAUAGUAUAAGAGCGGCAACAACUCAAAGCAAGUUAUAGCUCCGUCCAGAGUAAUAAUUGGUACGAGCCUAGGCCGCUUGGCUACUGGAGUGGAGGAGCUAAUAUUAACUCGCUGCAGGGGACAGUAUAGGAUUUACCAACUAGUUUAAAAAUUUAUUUAUUUGUAAUGCGAAGCGAUGACGAUAUUUCAUCACUGUAUAAUUAAACUGGUUACUUUUUAUAAGAAAAUAUGUUUUAGGGCGUGUUUGUAACAAAACCAGUCGUGUCGCGCUUCACCCGUUCGCCCUGAAUUUUUUUACCAAGUGUUACCAUAUCAAGUGAUGUUUAUUCCUAAUAUUUGUUUACUUAAUAUAAAUAAUUUAAUUGCAACAUUAAAAUAUCCGUGAAUUACAAUUUAUAGAAUAUAGAGGAACAAUAUUUAUUAAAGAAAAACAGACGUAACCCAAAAAAUAUAUGAAAGUAUUAUUAUGACGCCAUAUUUGUUUUACGAGAUGUAUAGCCAAUAUGUCGUUGAUUAUUGUUGGUUAUUGGUUGAUUAGUCUGUGACGUAAUUUAACUUAAUUAAGUAGUUUUAACUAACUUAUACUUAUACUGUAAUUAUUAAUUUGAGCCACAAUAAAACAUAGACUUAAUGUAACGUAACAAGAUGGCACGCCACAUAUUUAAACUAUUGAGUAUAUAUAUGGAGUGUAGGAAUAUUAUUGCAAGCGGUACUUCGGUUCUGAAUUAUUUUCUACUCGAAACAGAGCAAUUCGCAGUUAUUACGAGUUAUUGUUCGUAAAAUAUCUAUCAGAUAUUGUAUGAAGAGUUAUAUGCAACGCCCAGGCCCUUACCUCACUGUUCAAUGAAUACAAAAUCAAUCAUAAAUGCAUGCUAGAAAAUUUUACGUUUCUUGAAUUAAUUCUCUCUAUUACAUUACGUCGGAUCAUCACAACGCCACGUUCUGUACGUAUUACAAUUUACGACAAAUUAAAAAAAAUGUGUUGCAUUUAACUAUUUAUCGAAAAAACCUUUGAUUUAAAAACCUUUUAGCUGAGAGGAAAUAAUAGUGUGUUUGUUACUACCUAGUUUCGUUUAUAGACCGUUAGAGGCGCUGUAUAAUUCUUCAUACAUUUAUUUGAUGUUGGACCUACAAAGAAUACAUUAUAUAUCGAGGGUAAAUAAUUCGAUUAAAUAAUAGUUGUUUUUGCAACUGCCAAGUAAUGUGUGCUGUUGUAACACGAAUGCUAGGCCUGAUUACAUGCAUUGGCAUACAAUCAUUUUUGUAUGAUUUUGAAAUAAAUUAAUAGUUAUUUAGGUGGCUUUUACGAGGCAAAGCUAAAGAGGUGGUUUAUAGCAAACCGCUUCAUGUGUUACUUUUUGACUUGUUACAAAAUAAUAUUUUUUUUUCCCCACCUCGAUGAAAAACUCGCUUUAGGUCCCUGGUACGACAGAGAAAAGUGGCCAAUUCUCUCCCAGCAAGACGACUAAGCGAGCUAAUUCAUCCAGGUGAGAAAAAAAAUCGUAUACGCACCACGUGAGAUAAGUAGGACAUAACCACUCGCGUCUUUAUUCCGCGGGUGAGAAUGACCUACUUUUCUCCCUAGGUGCGUAUUAUACUAUUUUUAUACGCUAUAAGACUUGCACAGUGGUGCCAGGCGAUGAUAUAAAUGUAAUCAUCAAUAGAUGGUUAGAUCCUUAAUGUAUAAUCAGCACUCUAAAUUAAUAUCGUUGUAAAUGUAUCACAAAAACUGUGCCAAAGAAUCAUUUUGCGACGUAAACGAUACGUAAACACAAAUUAAAUUGUAAAAUCAUUAAUAUUAAAUUAAAGUAUAGAUAUCUAGAUUCUCGGCAGUUUAACGAUAGAAGACUUAGUUGUAAUUUAAUAUAUUUUCGUAACAAUUGUUAAAAAUUAAUAAUUUUAAUGUAGUGUAAGUAAGAAGUUCAAAUAUUGUAUUUUUUCAAUGUUGUUUGAAUUUAUGGUACGAUCGGGAAACAUAACUUGCCUGUAGACAUAUAUUGUGGGGAAAUAUAACGUAAGAUAUUUCCUAGCUUGCUGUAAAAUAUUGUAUAAACGAAACAACCUAAUAAAUAUAUUAAAAAUUCGAUCAAUGUUAUUGUUAAACAUCUUAUGGAUUUAAUACAAAACAAUUUAGAUAGAUAAAUGUAAAGCAUUACGAGAUAAAAAGAAAAUCAGUCAGUUUUUUUAUUGGACGUAUUCCAGAAAAGCGUUCCAAACCACAAUAAUGACGAAAUUGAGGAAAACAAAACUGGUCACGUGAUUCAUAUUAACGGACUGACAAAAAAUGGCAGACCUACUGUCACUUUUAAAAUGACAUGAUGGCUUAUGGAAUAUACUAAUAAUUAUUAAACUUUAAACACGAAUUCCUUAAAAUGUUGAUGAAGUUUGUGGCUUGGAACGUUUUUCAGGAACUACGAAACGUCAUUUAAUAACGAAAUUUUUAGUUGAUCUACUAUUAAUUGCAUACGAUUAGAAUUGUCUUAGCAGACUUUCAAUAAUAAAUACACGGUAAAUAGAAAAAAACUCUGAUUUUAAUGUUGCUCUACUGUUAUACUCUCUAUAACCGGUGUAACUGUAACCGAAAAAUAUUUGUAUGAGAAAUUACUUCCAAAAAGUUCACCCGAGGCACUAAUUAGACUUCAAACAAAAUUUUUCGUUUAUAUAAAUGGAAAAUAAAAAUAAUAGAGGUAAAAAUAUCAAAGGCCAAGAUUCUAGAACGAAUACAGAUGUAUGUUCUUCAACUUUAUGUAGAUACAUAGACCUGAAUCUUUUUAAGUCGUUACAAAGAGAUAUUGUAAUUAGCUAUGUAUAUCUUCACGAGAUGAUGCCUUAAGCGAUUUUUUAGUUUAUGUACAUCGAGGGAGGUUGAUGGAAAGUUUUCUUUAUUCACUUGUUUGUGUGUAAAUUCUAUCUAAUAAUAAAAUUGCUUAGAUUAUUGUUUGAUAGGUGUUCGCGCGCACUGCCGGCGUACAUGUUACAUACGGCAACAAAUACGACGCCAAAAUCGGCGUACUCGAGCCACUCUUGUUGUAAUUAAUCUGCAUCGUGGGCAGUGGUUUAUUAAAGGACUUGUCCCGUUUUUCCAUAGACAAACUAGUCCAUAGAGUGUGUUUUUUUUUUAAUUUUGCGGUCACUAAACAAAUCCAAACUACGAUGCCCUAUGAAACAUUAAAUUAGGCAAUCUAAAAUAGCUACUUCAAUAAUUUUUAACACUUGCGUUUUUUUGUUAAAUUAAAUAUCAAAGCUUCUGCCACUGUAUUUAAUAUAGCAACAUUACAAAGCAAAAAUAUAUAGUCUUUAUUACUAGCCUUAUGUCAACAUGGCAUUUAUGUUAUCUGCCUUCAACUGUCAACGCCAAAACAUUUGUUUACGUUUAUUUAAAAAAACAUUGCGUGCGUACAAAGUACACAUGUCAGAAGUGAAACCUGCAUGGAGCAUGAACCUCUAAACUGCAUAUGAAUUCCUGGUACGUGUUGCUAGGAUGACACAUGAUUUCAACCGCUAUGAAAGACAUUCCUACCACCACUAAUAUAUUAUAUAAUAAUAUGUUCUCCUGGUGUCUAUGUAAGUAAUACGUCGUGCGCUUGAAGUCAGAAUAUAUUAAGGUAUACUCGCGCCAUACUUAAGACAAUCUCAUCUUUAACUACGAUCGCCUGGUACCAAAACAUUUUAUUAUGCUUCCCAUCUCAUUAUCUCCCAUGUUAAAUAUUAUGAAUUGAUGUGACUGCUCUUUUUACUGUCGCUUUUUCGUUUCAUCGACUUUCAAAUCACAACGAUGAUAAAGAAGUUUUCACUUCAAUAGUAUGCAUAUUUCUGUCUCAUUCUUUGCCGGCUUCAUCAUUUUGUAUUUGUGUCUCUUACCUGUCGUUUUUCCGUUGCAUCCGUUUUGAAAUCACAACGAUUCUAAAGAAGUUUCAGUUCAAAAACGUUUGUUUUAUUAAAGGCUCAAUUACGGACAAGUCUUUUUAAGUCAUAAUCCACGUAGGACUAUAUAAAAUACUACCAGAUAUAGGAGACGCAUAUUAAAUAUACGAAUUAAUAUUAUUAAGUUGUACGGAUCAAUCAUUAUUGUUAGUAAGUAGCGCGGCACUUGUCGGAGCGCGCAGACACCUAUCAAUGCCCUGAAAAUAGUUAUUUAAAUAGUUUUUAAUACUAAUAUAGUAAAUAUUUUUAGAGUAGCUGUAGUUUUUUGCCAGCACUUACCGUUCCGGUUGUGUAGGUGGUAUUAAUAGUGGUAUAUUACAUUAGAGUUGGGGUCUUUUUGGGUUGCCGAAUGAUAUUUUUUAUUUAUUGACUAUUUUUUUUUGUACUUCUUUAGUUUUAUUGGCUAUUUAGGUUGUUGGCGACAUUUCGACUAAAAUUUGUCUUUGGUGCUUUUAUAUAUUUCAUUGAUCUAAGUAAGGAGAGAAAAUUGGUUUUAUUUUAUGACUAGCGUCAAUAAGGCACUUGUGAACGCCACAGUAAAUUCAAAUUUUAAUAUUUUUAUUCAAAAUAGGAUUUUAAAUCACUUAUAGUCUAAAACUCCCAUCCGUUCGAAAUAAUGUGCUUAAGAACUGAGAACUAUCAAUAAUAAACGCUUCGUUUUAUAACAAUUUUAUUAAAUAUUAAUAUUUAAUUUACACGACUAGUAAAUAUGUGUCAGACAGCACCGUUUCAAUAUAUUGUUAUUCUUUUUUGUGUAUAUACAUUUAUGUUUAAAUUUAUAUAUUAUUUAAUGAAUAGUAAAAGAUCUGAAUAGAAAGCGGCAUACACCAACCCCUAUGAAAAAUUAAAAGUAUUGUGUAUGAAAUGUCGUAUGAUAAAAAAUAUAUAACAAGUUAAUUGUAUAAAAACAGGUUGAUACUUGUUAUUAGCUCACUGAGUAAGUUCAAUAAAUAAAACUUAAUGGACACUAACACCAUGAAUAUGGCCAUAUUGAAUCUGCGUUUUGUUUUUGGUUUCAUUUGAUAUAUUUUAUAAUAUAACUACAAUUUUUCACGAAGUAAACAGAUAAACAUAGUUUUGAAAAAACUAAAAGACACGCUUUAGUUUAAAAGAUAAUGGUUGAAAUUUAAAAUUAACAUCAAUUCUUGCCUUAUUGAUGAUAGAUGAAAAAAAUUAUGUAAAUUAACAAAAAUCUUUUAUUGCAAAUUGAAAAAUAGAAUAAUUUUUAUCAAAUUAAUGUAUUGUCAUUCAGUCUUCGAUAAAUCUACGAAAUUUGAACGAAAUCUGGGUUUUCAGUUUAAAGUGGGUCAAAAUCGUUCGUUACAAACAAACAUACAUACAGUUGAAGCUAAUAAAAAGCAUGUAAAAAUUGCAGAUUAACUUUGAUAUAAAACACUUUCUAUCCGUUAAAUAAAUGGCUGGGGAUCGCUUCCUAUCCUGAUCUUUUCUUUAUAUUUCGUUCGAAAAAGUUUCAAUUUGAAAGAAAAAGAUUAAUAACGGCUUUGCAGACCCUAAGUUUAGAAGUAGAGAUUUGUUGAUUCGAAAGUAUUUUUGUAGUGAAGUUACAUAAAUAAAAUAGAUGUCAGGUUUGAUAUAUUUUUUUAGUUUAUUGGCCAAUACAGAACAAACAUAAAUUUUUUUAUCAGAUGAGUACCAAGAAAGGUUUAUCUGGGUACAAAGAGUAUCAUUCACAAAACCUAAUCUUUGUCAAGAAGUGUCUUAUAAAGCGUGUUUUGAUUUUCGAGGUAUUUAUGUACUUAUUUCUUGCAGCUGUUGAUGUAUAGAACAAGUUACGAGACGACCAACACGGUCACCUGGUGGUGGGAGAUACGCCCCAACCAUAACAAUGCAGGGCCGCCCAGUUAUUCUUGUCGUAACCCCAAAUCGCGCUCUUAAUUUUGAGACAUAAGAUGUUAAGUCUCAUUUACCCAGUUAUUUUACUACUAGCUGCGUUGCCCUAAAAAUGGAUAUAAUAUCUAUAAUAGCUUGCACAUUACAGCUUAGCGAAACUCUCUAAGGAAAAAGCGAUUGUAUGAAACGUGCAGUGAUUGACAGAUGACGGCUAUAAUCUUGUAAAAAACGGAGAUAGCCGAAAUCCACCAGUUAUACUUCGUCGCCAUAUUGUAAAUUGUAAUUACUAUUUCAAACUUAUAUGUCAAAUCUCACUGCACGUUUCAUACUAAACUAAAUUUCAAUUGUUACUUAGUUACUGCGUCACGGCAUCCUGCGUGAACAAGCCUACCACUUACUGGUGUAAGAUAAACGAUAUUGUUGUUUUAAAAGACGUUAAUUAGAAAAUAUGAAACACAAAUAGCUUAGAUUAAGUACUGGUCUCCGCUGCGUUCCAAUUAGAUACCGCACUACCUAAUAAGAAUGAUAGCUUUUUUAUUACGGCAACUAUUAGAUGCUUGUGUGCUGCGUGGCAUCUUGACAAUCAAUGGCAUCUUUAAAAUUUUCUAACAUACGCUUCGUGCUAUCUUACAUUGAUAUUAAUAAAAUACAAAAUACUUACUGGUGAUAAUAUGUGAUCCCAGUGUCUUUCCAAUUUCUUGUAGUAUUAUUUUUACAAAGAUUUACCACGAAACCCGACAUUUUAGUUUCAAUUAUAAGCAAAAUUAAACAGAACGUGUGGCACGUCAACGUCACACAUUGUUCGAGACUGGCUCGAGUAUACCCACUUGGGUGUAGUAUUAGUUGCCGCACUUUGCGACUACGCCUGCGGUAUCUAGUUGGAGCGCAGCGGAGACCAAUCCUUAAUUUUAGAGAAAUAGUGUAGUUAAGUAUAGAUUGAACUAUGGUAUAUUUGUUUUUAAAGUAUCGUAUAAUGUAGUACGUACCUAUGUUUAUAAAAGCAAUAAUUAAAUAUUUGAUCUCUCAUAUCAGACGUUGACUGGUAUAUAAAUAAUAUUUUAAUUAUAGUUGAUUUGGUAACGAAAUACAAAUAUCUAGUACACAA